CUACGUAAUAACUUCUUAUCAGUUAAGGGUAUUUCUCAACCACGCUCAGCGUUGAUUGUGUAAUAUUGUCACGGUCAAUUGUACAAGUUGAUCAGAUUCAACUUUAGCAAAUCAACCAUGGAGCCCAGCAGCACUACCGAGCUCAGACGAUGGCUCACUACUUGUGGCGGUUUUAUUCACCCGUUCGUCUCUUUGUCCCAAGGCAAAUUCGGACUCUCUGCCAUCGCGCAAGACACUAUCGAUGCUGACACUACGAUCGUAUCUUGCCCAUUUUCACUGGCCAUCGACCUGGAGUGUUCUCUGCAUGCUCUGACAGUGCUAUUCGGCGAUUCGACUCUCGUUGACCUGCAAUCGUGGUCGGAAAGGCAGCUUAUUUGCACUUAUAUAUGCUUACACUGGAUCUUCCCCGAUUCAAGCCCAAUUCCUGAUGUCCUUCGACAUCUUCCUUACUUGAAAAGCCUUCCACCUGCGGACGCGCUGCUAACGCCCCUUCAAUUCACGCCAUCUGAACUCGAAGCCUUCCGAGGAACUAACAUCUACGGCGCCACCCUUGAUCGUCAGGAAAGCUGGAGUGCUGAGUGGAAUAAAUGUCGAACCUUUAUCCACGCCGUUAAUGCGGAUUGGGCUGAAAGAUACACUUGGGAUAAAUAUCUAAUAGCAUCGACGUAUCUUUCAACCCGCGCAUUUCCAUCCACGCUUCUAUCUCGAUCUCCUACGCUGCAGACCACCUCCUCAAGCUAUCCGUUCAUGCUUCCGGGUGUGGAUAUCCUCAACCAUUCUCGUGGACAGCCUGUUUCUUGGUGCACAUCAUAUCCGGAAGGAAGUACGGAGGCAAGGGAUGACUCGGCCACCAUUUCUAUCAUUUCGCAUACCAAGACGCCUCAUGGCGAAGAAGUCUUCAAUAACUAUGGGCUCAAAGCGAACGACGAACUGAUCCUUGGAUAUGGCUUCUCGCUCCCACAAAACCCGGAUGACAAAAUUACGCUACAGCUUGGUGGGUCCUCCAACAAGUGGGUAAUUGGUCGUCUUGCAAGCGGUGUGGAAGGACUCUGGAAUGAAGUGAGGCGAUUGGUGGCUGAAACCCCGGAGGAGAUAGGGUAUGAAGACGAUUUAGAAGCAGCACAGUUGUUGUUGGAAAUGGUUCAGAAGAAGUGCGAUUUACUUCCCGAUUUUCCAGACGAGAACGAGGGCAUACGCCCGGCGGUGAGACUGAUGCUCAAACAUUACCUAGAAGGGCAACGUGACAUUCUUACUUCAUUGAAGUUGCACUUUGAGAAGAGACAAGAGGCCGCAGUAGAGGCCGCAAGGGAUGAAGGCAUUGAAUUAGUGUUUGAUGAUGAAUGAAUAUGGAGAACUUUUAUUG
Molecule: messenger RNA, 1363 nt
Organism: Suillus subalutaceus
Lineage: Eukaryota; Fungi; Basidiomycota; Agaricomycetes; Boletales; Suillaceae
Exons: 5
Coding region: 118-1344 (408 amino acids)
Biological process (GO): peptidyl-lysine monomethylation
Cellular component (GO): nucleus
Molecular function (GO): protein-lysine N-methyltransferase activity
Source: RefSeq, a predicted model, not a curated record